GCCAGCAGCUUCAAAACUAGCAGACUUUUGUUUUUUGAGGGUUUGUAAUAAGACACAAUCCUCAUUACAAUGGUUCACACUACAGCAUAAGAAAGAGCUGUAUAAAUUGGGAUCACAGUAUACUGUACUGAUUUUUGGUAUUACACAGAGAUCUGCCCUCUGCUCUCCUGUCUUAAAGCUGAGCAACCCUGUGGCCUAUCUUCCUCCCUUGGCCCUAAAAUGACAGUAAUCUCUGCAAUCAGUUGUGCCUUCUUAUUUUUCAUUCUCUUUGAAACAAGUGCAAUAGCAUUACCCAAUUCCACUGACCUAUUCCCCUCAAACAAAAAUUUCACUGACAUUGAAGCAGCUUUGGCAGCUCACUUGGACUCUGCAAAAAUCCCCAAAGUCAGGCGGAAGCGGUACAUUUCACAGAAUGACAUGAUUGCCAUCCUUGAUUAUCAUAAUCAAGUCAGAGGCAAAGUCUUUCCACCUGCUUCAAACAUGGAGUAUAUGGUUUGGGAUGAAACUCUUGCCAAGUCUGCAGAGGCUUGGGCUGCAACAUGCAUUUGGGACCAUGGACCUUCCUACUUACUGAGAUUCUUGGGCCAAAACCUGUCUGUAAGAACUGGAAGGUAUCGAUCCAUUCUUCAGCUGGUAAAGCCAUGGUAUGAUGAAGUGAAAGACUAUGCUUUUCCAUAUCCUCAGGACUGCAACCCUAGAUGCCCUCUGAGAUGCUAUGGACCCAUGUGCACACAUUAUACACAGAUGGUUUGGGCCACUUCCAAUCGUAUAGGCUGCGCAGUCCACACAUGCCACAAUAUGAAUGUCUGGGGAUCUGUUUGGCGACGAGCUGUUUACUUGGUAUGCAACUAUGCCCCAAAGGGCAACUGGAUUGGAGAAGCACCGUAUAAAGUAGGAGUCCCGUGUUCCGCUUGCCCUCCUAGUUAUGGAGCUGCUUGUACUGACAAUCUUUGUUUUCCAGGAAUAACAUCAAACUACUUAUAUUGGUUUAAAUAAGUUAACAGAAGUUUACAUUAUUUUUAAAUAAUAUGGCUGAGUAACAAAAGCUUGUAUAUUGAA
Messenger RNA from Malaclemys terrapin pileata, 1059 nucleotides. RefSeq names its product peptidase inhibitor 15 (gene PI15). Lineage: Eukaryota; Metazoa; Chordata; Testudines; Emydidae. The transcript is spliced from 6 exons. The coding region runs from base 220 to 996 and encodes 258 amino acids. Gene Ontology annotation, cellular component: extracellular region. The record is from RefSeq and is a predicted model, not a curated record.